AUGCUGUCCAACAAGUUAUAUGUACUGCCUAGGGCUCUUUGCCGUGGCGUGAAAUCUGUUGGAGAUAUUGGUACAGGAGAGCAAUUGGAAGUGCCCAAAUUGCUAUCUACAGAUGCUUUAAGAAGCAACCUUUUCAAAUUGGACUGGAUACACAUGAUGACAAAGCUGAGGCCAUUUGUCCACACCUUCCUGAAAGAAGCCAGUAGUUUGUUCGAGAUGUACAUUUAUACAAUGGGCGAACGUCCUUAUGCAUUGGAAAUGGCAAACUUACUUGACCCUGGAGGUAUCUACUUCCAUUCUAGAGUGAUUGCUCAAUCAGACUCCACUCGGAGACAUCAAAAGGGUCUCGAUGUCGUUUUGGGCCAAGAAAGUGCUGUUGUGAUCCUUGAUGAUACUGAAGUGGUAUGGGGGAAGCACAGGGAAAAUCUUAUACUGAUGGACAGAUAUCAUUUCUUUACCUCAAGUUGUCGACAAUUCGGUUUGAAAUGUAAAUCACUUUCCGAACAGAAAAGUGAUGAAAAUGAAGCUGAGGGAGCGCUUGCCUCUGUCCUAGAAGUACUGCAAAGGAUCCACAGACUAUUCUUCGACCCGGAACGUGGGGACAAUAUUAUGGAGCGGGAUGUUAGGCAGGUGCUGAAAACUGUUCGGAAGGAAAUACUGAAGGGCUGUAAAAUCGUCUUCACUGGUGUAAUUCCCAUACAAUGCCAACCAGAAAACCACUACUACUGGAAAUUGGCUGAGAAAUUAGGAGCUACAUUCUCCACAGAAGUUGAUGAAUCGGUAACACAUGUGGUCUCCAUGAAUGACAAGACUGAAAAGUCACGUCAGGCAGUGCGGGAGAAGAAAUUUUUGGUCCAUCCAAGAUGGAUUGAAGCUGCUAACUACUUGUGGCGAAAGCCGCCUGAAGAGAACUUCCCAGUCAGUUCGUAACUAUUUGCUAACCUAGAUUUUGGGUGACUUAAUUGUAAAUUCUAGUAGAAUGCUUACAGGUUUCAUUCACCAACAGAAACUAUCCGAUGAGGAAAAAUAGUUCGCGCCCGAGGAAAUCAAACCAAACUCUGGCUAUAGUCGUUUUCACAGAUCUCUUGAAUUUUGUCUGGACGUCAACCAAAUUCAUGUGAUUGUGUGGCAUUCUGGAUGCUGAUUUUGCUAGUUAUAUUACAGUGCGUGACUUUCAGUUGAUUAAACUUGAAAGGAAUUGCGCGAUUUGCACUUA
This is a messenger RNA of Solanum pennellii, 1216 nucleotides long. Its product is annotated as RNA polymerase II C-terminal domain phosphatase-like 4. The coding region runs from base 1 to 930 and encodes 309 amino acids. The transcript is spliced from 5 exons. NCBI's taxonomy places the organism in Eukaryota, Viridiplantae, Streptophyta, Magnoliopsida, Solanales, Solanaceae. The record is from RefSeq and is a predicted model, not a curated record. Gene Ontology annotation, molecular function: RNA polymerase II CTD heptapeptide repeat phosphatase activity.